GUCACGUCAAAUAAACAAUUAUAUUGUAUAUUUCUUUGUUUUCUAUUGAUAACGCGAACUAUCAUAAAAAAUAUAUGAAAUACACUUUUUAUUUCAAUGAGUGUCUAUUCGUUAAUUUGUUAUUGUUAAUGAAGCACAAAUAAAUUACUAUUAUGGGUUUAUUUAGUACCUCUUCGCCGUUUGACCAAGAUGUCGAGCGCGCCACGAACGAGAACAGCACGAGCGAGGAGUGGGGGCUGAUCCUGGAGAUCUGCGACCGCGCGGGAGCGUCGGCGGCGGCGGCGCGCGACUGCCUGCGGGCCGUGCUGCGCCGCCUCGCGCACAACGACCCGCACGUGCAGCUGCUGGCCGCCACGCUGCUCGACGCCUGCGUCGCCAACUGCGGCCGCCUCUUCCACCUCGAGGUGGCGUCGCGCGACUUCGAGACCGAGUUCCGCCGCCUGCUGGCGCGCGCGCAGCCGCCCGUGGCGCAGCGCCUGCGCGCGCUGCUGCGCAAGUGGGCCGAGGGCGACUUCCGCGCCGACCCGCAGCUCGACCUCAUCCCCUCGCUGCACGCCAAGCUGCGCGCCGAGGCCGCCGAACCCGCGCCCGCGCCCGCGCCCGCUGCCGCCGCCGCCGCGCAGCGCGAGCAGGACGAGCUGGCGCGCGCGAUCGCGCUGUCGCUGCGCGAGUCGGGCCCGCCGGCGGCGCCGAGCGGCGGCGCGAGCGGCGGCGGGGGCGGCGGCGGCGGCGGCGGCGGCGGCGGCGGCGGCGGCGGCGGCUCGGCGCUGUACCCGCGCGUCGAGCCCGCGGAGGCCGCCCCGCCGCGCAAAGUACGAGCGCUGUACGACUUCGAGGCGGCCGAGGAUAACGAGCUGACGUUCCUGGCCGGGGAGAUAGUUCACGUGACUGACUCCAGCGAUCCCAACUGGUGGAAAGGCUACAACGAUCGUGGCGAGGGAUUGUUUCCAGCUAAUUUUGUGACAUCUGAUUUGACGGAGCCACGCCCUGAGGAGGCGCGAGGCAGCGCCGCGGCGGGCGGCGGCGCGGCGGCGAGCGGCGCGGCGGACGAGGCGGCGGCGCUCGACGAGGCGGCCAUGGACGAGGCGCUGGCGCUGCUGCACGAGGCGGACCCGGAGGCGGCGGCGGGCGCGGCGGACGCGGCGCUGCGGCGGCUGGAGGCGCGCGUGCACGCCAUGGGCCCGCUCGUGGACGCGGCGCUCGAGCGCGCCGACCGCCGCCACGCGCGCCUCACGCAGCUCAGCGCCGACCUGGUGGACGCGCUCAACCUCUACCACGAGCUGAUGCGCGCGCCGCCGCCGCCGCCGCCCGCGGCCGCGCCCGUCUACCCGCCGCGCUGCUGAUCGACACGCUCGCGUCCUGCGCCGCACAUACCUAGUUCACUUCUACUAUCCCUGAGGCUUAGAACGUGGCGACCGACGACAUUUUAUUUUCCCUCUCUGACAUACCGUAUCCCCGAAACGGCACGCUGUAAAUAUACCCAACGACCGACGGACGCGGGCCGCCCGGCCCGCACCGUUCCGGACAUGUGUUCCGCGGCCGGGCCGCGCCGCCCGUCGCGGGAGCUGGCCAGCGAGCGUACAGAUAAAAUGUGGCUCGAUCGCGUGUAGUUUUAAUUCUUGAAACGAUCGAUAGGGAAGAAAUCGAUCCGAGACGCGACAGACUCUUGUCAAAUUAACAGAAAUCUACACCUGGGAGAUAAAAAUAUAAAGUAUGAUGAUGAAGAGUACCUAUGUUAAUGUAGUUGUUGAUAAUAUAUAAUCUGUUACUUUUUUUUUUUUCAUUUGUAUGUGGUGUAAUAAAUUAUAAUAUAAGUAAACAUUCGAUUC
Galleria mellonella (greater wax moth) is the source of this 1829-nucleotide messenger RNA. It is a transcript of the gene Stam, whose product is annotated as signal transducing adapter molecule 1. Gene Ontology annotation, cellular component: ESCRT-0 complex. Gene Ontology annotation, biological process: protein transport to vacuole involved in ubiquitin-dependent protein catabolic process via the multivesicular body sorting pathway. The transcript is spliced from 4 exons. Lineage: Eukaryota; Metazoa; Arthropoda; Insecta; Lepidoptera; Pyralidae. Bases 153 to 1343 code for a protein of 396 amino acids. The record is from RefSeq and is a predicted model, not a curated record. Gene Ontology annotation, molecular function: ubiquitin binding; phosphatidylinositol binding.